Haemonchus placei is the source of this 1422-nucleotide messenger RNA. The record is from the annotation of a GenBank genome assembly. NCBI's taxonomy places the organism in Eukaryota, Metazoa, Nematoda, Chromadorea, Rhabditida, Trichostrongylidae.
AUGCUUCAGAUGAUUCGUGAGAUCGCGACAUUUUCGGACGUCCACCACGGUGCCAACGAAGACUACGGUGCUGUUCAAACACUCAUGGAAGCAUUUUUCCAGUCGCUCACUGAACAACAACCGGGAAAUGCAGUCCAGGUACUGAUCAGCGUGAUUGUCCUGCAGCCACUCUACGAUGGCACAGAGAUGGGCGCCAAUCGACCACUGACGAAUCAGCUCUUUGAAAGUGAUAUGGUCUUGACUGUAGAGCAAAUGAAAGGAGUCGUGCUGGCAUCGACAGAGCAACGGCGAGGUCUUCGACGUCACAAAAGAAAGGCUUUUGGAGCUCAAGUUUACGUUCAUUUCAAACAUUUUUCCCCAUUCAGAUGCUAUUCGAGUGUGGGACGCACUGGUGGAUCUCAAAUGAUCUCAAUCGGUUAUGGAUGUGAAGAUAAAGGUAUCGUUGCUCAUGAAGUUGGACACUCUCUCGGAUUUUGGCACGAACAGUCCCGUCCAGAUCGUGACCGUUAUAUCACGCUCAACAAACAGUUCAUAAUUCGUGGAACUGAUGGAAAUUUCGAGCGUCGCACUACGCAAGAGAUCGAAGAUAUGGGUCUACCGUAUGAUUUGGGUUCUGUCAUGCACUACGGAUCGAAUGCAUUUACAAAAGACUGGAAUGAAAUUACCAUUCAAACUAGAGACCCAAAUUAUCAGCGGACAAUUGGCCAACGUGGGGAACCUUCGUUCAUUGAUGUGAAACAAGUCAAUCGACUAUACUGCAAUGAUAUAUGUCCCCCGAUGGGGUGUCAGAAUGGUGGCUAUCCUGAUCCAAAUGAUUGCAAAAUAUGUAAGUGCCCAAAAGGGCUGGCUGGAAGGACGUGCGAGGAAAUCCCGCAAGGUUUUUUGGGUUGCGGUAGUGAAUUAGUAGCCACUCCUAUAUGGCAGGAAAUCAGUCAUCGUGGAAAGAGGAAGUGUUUCUGGAGAAUACGAGCACCCAAUUCGCGUAUCCGUUUCAUCUUGAGCAAUGUCAACUAUCGAUGUGAAACAACGUGUAGAGCAUACGUGGAAAUCAAGCAUAACUCAGAUUUCCAACAAACAGGCUUUCGGGCAUGUUGCAAAGAAAAGGAAAUUGAAGUGGUCUCAGAACAAGCAGAAAUGUUGAUAAUCGCCGAUUCUACAGAAUUGGAUUACGAGACAGGGUUCAGUCUACGAUAUAUACAAGAUUCUGGACAACCGCUUCCUAAACCGCCGCCACCCAUCUGGGUCCCAGGUAGCGAGAACCGUGGUUUCCGUGGUGGAACUAACUCUGGUGGUCCUAUCGAAAAGUUCAUUCUCAACGUCAUUCCGAAAGUCAGAUUGAGAAGUAUACUUAGCACCUGUUUCAAAUACAACUUCGGCUUUAGUCUGCCAAGCAGCCCAAUCGAUCUAACGUUCUCUGAUUAG